UUUCUAGUUACACAUGGGAAGCUGUUGAUACUCAAAAUAACAGGCUUUAUAAAAUCAGCAUCUGUGGAAAUAUGAAUAUUGCCCAGUGUGGGUCAUCCAGUGCUGUGUGUAUGCACGACUUGAAGACAGACAGCUUUCGUUCUGUGGGUGACUCUCUUCUGAAAAGCGCAACCAGAUCUCUUCUGGAAUUCAACACAACAGUGAGCUGUGAACAGCAGAGUACAGGUCACAGAAUCCAGAGUAGCAUCACCUUCUUGUGUGGGAAAACCUUGGGAACUCCUGAAUUUGUAACUGCAACAGACUGUGUGCAUUACUUCGAGUGGAGGACGACCGCAGCCUGCAAGAAAGACACAUUUAAAGCAAAUAAAGAGGUGCCGUGCUACACAUUUGAUAGAGAGCUCAAGAAGCAUGAUUUAAACCCACUGAUCAAGAUCAGCGGUGCCUACUUGGUGGAUGACUCUGACCCGGACACCUCUCUGUUCAUCAACGUUUGCAGAGACAUAGACGCCCUACGGGACUCCAGUCCGCAGUUGCGUGCCUGUCCCCCCGGCACUGCCGCCUGCCUGGUGCAAGGGGGCCAGGGCUUCGACGUCGGCCGGCCCAAGGAGGGACUGCAGCUCCUGAGCAACGACAGGCUUGUCCUGAGCUACGCGAAGGAAGAGGCAAUCCAGCCAGACUUCUGUGACGGUCACCGCCCGGCGGUGACGAUUACGUUCGUCUGCCCGUCGGAGCGCAGAGAGGGCACCCUUCCCAAGCUCACAGCGAAAUCCAACUGCCGCUAUGAAAUCGAGUGGGUCACGGAGUACGCCUGCCACAGGGAUUAUCUGGAAAGUAGGAGCUGCUCUCUGAGCAGUGAGCAGCAUGACAUCGCCAUCAACCUCCAGCCACUCGUCCAGGACGGGGCUUCAAGCUCCCCGCACUACACUUCAGAUGGAGAAGAAUAUGUUUUUUAUUUGAAUAUCUGUGGAGGAACCGAAGCACAGGUCUGUAAUAAGAAGGAUGCUGCUGUUUGCCAAGUGAAAAAGUCAGAUUCCACUCAAGCCAAAGUGGCAGGAAAUCUCCAGAAUCAAACCCUCCGGUACUCCGACGGAGACCUCACCUUGAUCUACUUUGGAGGUGACGAGUGCAGCUCAGGCUUCCAGCGCAUGAGCGUCAUCAACUUCGAGUGCAGUCAGACUGCAGGUAACGGUGGGAAAGGGGCUCCUGUGUUCACCGGAGAGGUGGAUUGCACCUACUUCUUCACGUGGGACACCAAGUACGCCUGCGUGGACGAGAAGGAGGCCCUCCUCUGUGGCGUCUCUGAUGGGAGGCAGCGCUUCGACCUGUCGGUGCUGGCCCGGCACUCAGAACUGGAACAGAAUUGGGAAGCCGUGGACGGCAGCCGGAGGGAACCAGAGAAGAAGCAUUUCUUCAUUAACAUCUGCCACCGAGUGCUGCAGGAGGGCAAGGCGAGGGGCUGCCCUGAGGAUGCGGCCGUGUGCGCCGUAGAUAAGGAUGGAAGUAAAAAUCUGGGCAAAUUUGUUUCUUCUCCCACAAAAGAGAAAGGAAACAUUCAGCUGUCUUACUCCGAUGGUGAUGAGUGUGGUCAUGGCAAGAAAAUACAGACUAACAUAACACUUGUCUGCAAGCCAGGCGACUUAGAAAGUGCUCCGGUGCUGAGAACUUCCAGGGACGACGGUUGCUUCUAUGAGUUUGAGUGGCACACGGCGGCUGCCUGCGUGCUGUCCAGGACUGAGGGGGACAACUGCACGGUCUUCGACUCCCAAGCCGGGUUUUCUUUUGACUUGUCACCUCUCACGAAGAACGACGGCUACAAAGUCGAGACGGAGAAGUACGAGUUUUACAUUAACGUGUGCGGGGCGCUGUCUGCGGGCCCCUGUCCACCGGGCUCAGCAGCCUGCCAGGUGUCCAGGAGUGAUGAUAAGUUUUGGAACUUGGGACGGAGUAACGCUAAGCUUUCCUACUACGAUGGGAUGAUCCAGCUGAACUACAGAGAUGGCACACCCUACAACAACGAGAGGCGCACCCCGAGAGCCACCCUCAUCACCUUUCUCUGUGACCGAGAUGCUGGCGUGGGUCUCCCUGAAUAUCAGGAAGAAGAUAACUCGACCUACAACUUCCGGUGGUACACCAGCUACGCCUGCCCCGAGGAGCCACUGGAGUGCGUGGUGACCGACCCCGCCACGCUGGAGCAGUACGACCUCUCCAGUCUAGCCAAAUCUGAAGGUGGCCGCGGAGGGAACUGGUACGCCAUGGACAACGCAGGGCCACGCAGCACGUGGAGGAAGUACUACAUCAACGUGUGUCGGCCCCUGAGCCCCGUCCCCGGCUGCGAUCGCUACGCGUCCGCGUGCCAGAUGAAGUUCGACAGCUCCCAGGGUUCAUUUUCUGAAAUCGUCUCCAUCAGCAACUUGGGGGUCGCCAAGACGGGCCCGGUGGUGGAGGCGAGUGGCAGCCUCCUGCUGGAGUACGUGAAUGGCUCAGCCUGCACCACCAGCGACGGGAAGCGGACCACCUACACCACCAGGAUCCACCUCAUCUGCUCCAGGGGCAGCCUGAAUACCCACCCCAUAUUUUCUCUCAACUGGGAGUGCGUGGUUAGUUUCCUGUGGAAUACAGAGGCUGCCUGUCCUGUCCAAGUAAUGACAGACACAGACCAGGCUUGCUCCAUCAGGGACCCCAACAGUGGGUAUGUGUUUGAUCUGAACCCACUAAACAAGUCCCAAGGAUACGUGGUCUCAAGCAUCGGGAAGAUCUUCUUGUUUAACGUGUGCGGCACGACGCCCCUCUGUGGGACCCUGGACGGAAAGCCGGCUUCCGGCUGUGAGGCAGAGGAGGAGGAGCUCAAGAAUCUGAAGCCAGGAAGGCUGGUUGGACUGGAGAAGAGCCUUCAGCUGUCCACCGAGGGCUUCAUAACUCUGACCUAUAAGGGGUCGCCUUCCCAUUCUGGAGGGAGAGCUGAUGCUUUCAUCAUCCGCUUUGUUUGCAAUGGUGACGUUUACCCAGGGAACCCCAGGUUCCUGCAUCAAGACAUCGACUCUGGCCUGGGGAUCCGGGACACUUUCUUUGAGUUUGAAACGGCCUUGGCCUGUGUACCUUCUCCGGUGGAUUGCCAAGUCACAGACCCGGCUGGGAACGAAUAUGAUCUGAGCGGCUUAAGCAAAGCCAGGAAGCCUUGGACUGCAGUUGACACCUCGGCUGAUGGGAAGAGGAGAACCUUCUACUUGAGUGUCUGCAACUCCCUCCCUUACAUUCCCGGCUGCCAUGGCAGCGUUGUGGGGUCCUGCCUGGUGUCGGAGGACGGCAGCUUGAACCUGGGCGUCGUGCAGGUCAGCCCUCAAGCUGCCGCCAAUGGGUCCCUGAGCCUCGUGUAUGUCAACGGUGACAAGUGCGGGAACCAGCGCUUCUCCACCAGGAUUAUGCUCGAGUGCGCCCACACGACGCACAGUGAACUGUUGGUUUCCACCGCAGGGUCGCCGACCUUUCAGCUUCUGGACGACUGCGAGUACGUGUUUGUCUGGAGAACGGUGGAGGCCUGUCCUGUGGUCCGCGCCGAAGGAGACAACUGUGAAGUGAAGGAUCCGAGGCAUGGCAACUUGUAUGACCUGAAGCCUCUCGCCCUCAACGACACGGUCGUGAGCGCCGGCGAGUACACGUACUACUUCCGCGUCUGCGGAAGGCUGUCCUCGGGCGUCUGCUCAGCCGGUGACAGGUCCAGGGUCGUCUCGUCAUGUCAGGAAAAGCGGGGACCCGAGGGAUUUCAGAAAGUGGCAGGUCUGCUUACUCAGAAGCUGACCUAUGAGAAUGGGGUGUUGAAGAUGAACUACACUGGAGGGGACCCUUGCCACAAGGUGUACCAGCGCUCAACCAUCUUUUUCUAUUGUGACCGCAGCACCCAGGCGCCGGUGUUCCUCCAGGAGACUUCGGACUGCUCCUACUUGUUCGAGUGGCGCACGCAGUAUGCCUGCCCGCCUUUUGACCUGACCGAGUGUUCAUUCAAAGAUGGGGCUGGGAACACCUACGAUCUCUCACCCCUGUCAAGAUACAGUGACAACUGGGAGGCCAUCACGAGGACGGGGGCCACCGAGCACUACCUCAUCAACGUUUGCAAGUCUCUGGCUCCCCAGGCUGGCUCGGAGCCGUGCCCUCCAGAGGCGGCCGUGUGUCUGCUGAGUGGCUCCGAGCCCGUGAACCUCGGCAGGGUGAGAGAUGGUCCCCAGUGGAGAGAUGGCGUGACUCUGCUGGAGUAUGUCGACGGUGACCUGUGUCCCGAUCGGAUUCGGAAGAAGUCUGCCACCAUCCACUUCAGCUGCAGCGAGAGCCAAGUGAACUCCAGGCCCAUGUUAGUCAGCGCAGUGGAGGAAUGCGAGUACACCUUCUCCUGGCCCACGGCAGCCGCGUGUCCCGUGAGGAGCAACGUGCACGGCGACUGCCAAGUCACCAACCCCGCCACAGGACACCUGUUUGACCUGAGCUCUCUGAGCGGCAGAAGCGGAUACACCGCCGCUUACAGCGAGAAGGGGCUGGUCUACAUCAGUGUGUGCGGGGAGAACGAGAACUGCGCCCCCGGCGUGGGGGCCUGCUUUGGGCAGACCAGGAUCAGUGUGGGCAAGGCCAGCAAGAGGCUGGCCUACGUGGACCAGGUCUUACAGCUGGUGUACGAGGACGGGUCCCCGUGUCCCUCCAAAACCGGCCUGAGCUACAAGAGCGUCAUCAGCUUCGUGUGCCGCCCCGAGACUGGGCCCACCAACCGGCCGGUGCUCAUCUCCCUGGACAAGCAAACGUGCACCCUCUUCUUCUCCUGGCACACGCCCCUGGCCUGCGAGCAGCCGACGGAGUGCUCUGUGAAGAACGGCAGCUCCAUCAUCGACCUGUCGCCCCUCAUCCACCGCACUGGUGGGUACGAGGCCUAUGAUGAGAGUGAGGACGAGUACUCUGACGCCAGCCCUGAUUUCUACAUCAACAUCUGCCAGCCGCUGAACCCCAUGCACGGCGUGCCCUGCCCUGCCGGAGCCGCUGUGUGCAAAGUGCCUGUCGACGGCGCCCCCAUAGUGAGUGUGGGGGUCCCAGGGCGGAGGCGGUUCUGCAAGUGGAGGCUGACUUGGGAAGACGGAGUGGGGGGGACUCCGAAGCUGUUGAGGAUGAGUGACUGUGACUUUGUGUUCGAGUGGGAGACCCCGCUGGUCUGUCCCGAUGAGGUGAAAACGGAGGGCUGCUCCCUGACGGACGAGCAGCUGCACUACAACUUUAACCUGUCCAGCCUCUCCAAGAGCACCUUCAAGGUGACCCGAGACUCGCGCACCUACAGCGUUGGGGUGUGUACAGCGGCCACAGGCCUGGAUCAAGGUGGCUGUAAGGAUGGAGGCGUCUGUCUGCUUUCAGGGAGCAAGGGGACAUCUUUUGGGCGGCUGGCGUCAAUGAGACUGGAUUACAGGCACCAGGACGAAGCCGUCAUUUUAAGUUAUGCCAAUGGAGAUAAUUGCCCUCCAGAAACUGAAGACGGUGAGCCGUGUGUGUUCCCCUUCCUAUUCAAUGAGAAGAGCUACAAUGAGUGUGUCCUGGAGGGCAGGGCCCGGCUCUGGUGCGCGACGACCGCCAACUAUGACCGAGACCAUGAGUGGGGGUUUUGCAGACACUCAAACAGCCACCGGACGUCGGCCAUCAUCUUCAAGUGUGACGAGGAUGCUGAUGUGGGGAGGCCACAAGUUUUCAGUGAAGUUCGAGGGUGUGAGGUGACGUUCGAGUGGAGAACAAAAGUUGUCUGCCCCCCGAAGAAGAUGGAGUGCAAGUUCGUGCAGAAGCACAAAACCUAUGACCUGCGGCUCCUGUCCUCCCUCACCGGGUCCUGGUUCUUCGUCCACGACGGGGCCUCCUACUACAUCAACUUGUGUCAGAAGAUCUAUAAGGGGCCCCUCGACUGCGCUGACAGAGCCAGUGUUUGCAGAAAGAGCCCCUCGGGCGAGGUCCAGGUCUUGGGCCUUGUUCACACACAGAAGCUGGAUGUCAUAGAUGACAGAGUCAUCGUGACUUACUCAAAGGGCCAUCAGUGCGGUGAAAACAAGACGGCGUCCACUGUCAUCGAGCUGACCUGUGCCAAAACAGUGGGCCGGCCUUCGUUCACGCGGUUUGACAUCAACAGCUGCACCUACUACUUGAGCUGGGAGUCACGGGCUGCCUGCGCUGUGAAGCCGCAGGAGGUGCAGAUGGUUAACGGCACCAUCACCAACCCUGCCAACGGCCGGAGCUUCAGCCUCGGGGACAUUUAUUUCAAGCGAUUCAGUGCCUCUGGGGACAUGAGAACGAAUGGGGACAAGUACCUGUACGAGAUCCAGCUGUCCUCCAUCACGGGCUCCUCCAACCCAGCGUGCGCCGGGGCCAACAUCUGUCAGGUGAAGCCCAACGACCGGCACUUCAGCCGGAAAGUCGGAACUUCCGACAGAACCAAGUACUACGUUCAAGACGGCGAUCUGGAUGUGGUGUUUGCCUCGUCCUCCAAGUGUGGGAAGGAUAAGACAAAGUCUGUCUCGUCCACCAUCUUCUUCCACUGCGACCCACUGGUGAAGGACGGGAUCCCCGAGUUCAGCCACGAGACUGCAGACUGCCAGUACCUCUUCUCCUGGUACACCUCUGCCGUGUGUCCUCUGGGGGUGGGCUUUGACAACGAGGACGACGGGGAGGACACGCAGGAGCACAAGGGGCUCUCGGAGAGGAGCCAGGCCGUCGGGGCGGUCCUCAGCCUGCUGCUGGUGGCGCUCACCGGCUGCCUGCUCACCCUGCUGCUUUACAAAAAGGAGCGACGGGAGACGGUGAUAAGCAAGCUCACCAACUGCUGCAGAAGAAGCGUGAAUGUGUCCUACAAAUACUCGAAGGUGAACAAGGAGGAGGAGGCGGAUGAGAAUGAGACGGAGUGGCUGAUGGAGGAGAUCCAGGCGCCGGCGCCGAGGCCCGGGAAGGAGGGUCAGGAGAAUGGCCACAUCACCACCAAGUCCGUGAAGGCCGAGGCCCUCAGUUCCCUGCACGGGGACGAGCAGGACAGCGAGGACGAAGUCCUGACCAUCCCGGAGGUGAAGGUGCACUUGGGCAGAGGGGCCGGGGCCGACGGCGUGCUCCCGAUGAGACCCCCACAGAGGAAGGUGCUCCGGGAGAGAGCGGACGACAGGGUGGGGCUGGUGCGGGGGGAGCCGGCCAGGAGCGGGCGGCCCCGGGCCAUGCAGAAGCCGGUGAACUCCUUCCACGACGACAGUGACGAGGACCUCCUGCACAUCUAGGCCCCCACGCCUGCGGGGCGGGCUCGGCGGCACCAGCGGCACCUCCAACCAAAUAAGACUUCAGCUCCGUGACGCUUCUGUCAUUUUUGCCUUUAACAGAAACUGUUUCAAAAGGGAAGGGUUUGUGUGGUGGGGGAGAGGGGGAGGCGGCCUGCGCCACUCUCCGGGGGUGGUUUACCGGCAUGGGAAGGAGGCAUGGCUCCAGCUGCCGGAGGGCGGGGCCAGGCCCCAGGUUUUGUCCCAUGUCCUCGCGUAGAGUGCCUCCUGGCAUGCGCCCGGGCCACACGGGUCUCGGGACAGAGGGCUGUGCUGGAGAAAAACCCUUGCUGCUUUAGGCCCUGUAGGGUAUUUGACCAUUAUAUUUUAGCAUUUAAUUCUCUCCUCCUAUUUAUUGACUUUGACAAUUACUCAGGUUUGUGGAAAAAAAAAACCAACAGUUUUUUCCUGCCGGUAGUCGGGUAAGAUACGUACCCGUCCACCCCUGGUCAAAGGGGAAGCUGUUGGGGCACUUGGAUGGUUUCAUACGAGAUUUUGAACUGGUCCACGAUGUAUCCUCAGUUAGAAUAGGCCAUUCUCUCUCUUUUCCCUCUUGCUCCCUGUCUCGUAAGGGGUCGCAUGUGCCCACACACAUGCGUGGGGUCCCAGUGCCUGGGCUUUGGAGGGUCCGCCCGCUCUCUGCCUCUAGUCAGUAACGGCUGCAGCUUUUUGCAUGACGUCUUCAAUCCUAGGUGCACAGAUCACAUUUAUCAGUAUUUCUUUCGUCAGCUGGUGAAGUCAGACAACCCACCCAAAGAUUGAUGUGUGUGUGUGUGUGUGUGUGUGUGUGUGUGAGUGUGAGAGAGAGAGAAUGGAGCUGAGAUGUCAGAGGAAAUAACCUUUUUCCAGAUCUGGGGUGUAGGUCUCACCUCUUCAGGUUCUCAUGAUACCACCUUUACUGUGCUUAUUUUUUUAAGAAAAAGCGUUUCUCAACCAUUCGACCUAUAAGAAGCCUUAAUUUGCACAGUGCGUGACUUACGGAAAUUGCGUGAAAGCCGCUGGGCCAGUGUUUCGCCCCGGCGUUGCACUUGGAUUCCUUCUCGGGGGGCGGCCGAGGUCGGCCUUGGGUCUGCAGGACAGAGGGCGGGAACGCCGCCCUCCCCGGCUGCGGGCUCCUUUCUUGAAGUGUUUAGUGAACGACUUUCCUUGCAUUAUAGAAUUGUAUAUAGACUCAAUGGUAUUCAUAUCGUGGGAAGCAAACCAGCCUGUAGGGUUCCUUGGUUUGUGUUCCGUUUGGCGGGCUUAUUUGAUUUAAACAUGAGUGUAUUUUUAAAAAUUGAUUUCUUUCCUCAUUUUUUCAAUCAAAUUUACUGUAAUAUAAAGUAUUCAACAAUUUGAAUAAAAGAUAAAUUAUUA
Molecule: messenger RNA, 8660 nt
Organism: Vicugna pacos (alpaca)
Lineage: Eukaryota; Metazoa; Chordata; Mammalia; Artiodactyla; Camelidae
Source: RefSeq, a predicted model, not a curated record